This is a messenger RNA of Epinephelus lanceolatus (giant grouper), 3655 nucleotides long. It is a transcript of the gene atxn3, whose product is annotated as ataxin 3. Lineage: Eukaryota; Metazoa; Chordata; Actinopteri; Perciformes; Serranidae. Gene Ontology annotation, cellular component: nucleus. Gene Ontology annotation, molecular function: cysteine-type deubiquitinase activity. The record is from RefSeq and is a predicted model, not a curated record. Gene Ontology annotation, biological process: protein deubiquitination.
GUCAGAGUUGAAUGUUUGACAGAAAGCUGAACAUGGAUUCCAUAUUUCAUGAGAAACAAGAGGGCUCUCUCUGCGCCCAACAUUGUCUCAACAACCUCCUGCAGGGUGAGUAUUUCACUCCUGUGGAUCUGUCCUCCAUUGCUCAGCAGCUCGAUGAAGAGGAGAGGAUGAGGAUGGCCGAGGGGGGUAUGGCCAGUGAGGAGUAUAGGACCUUCUUACAGCAACCAUCUGGGAACAUGGAUGACAGCGGGUUCUUUUCAAUACAAGUAAUUAGCAAUGCACUGAGAGUGUGGUGCUUGGAGCUAAUCCUCUUCAACAGCCGGGAGUACCAGAGCCUGAUGAUUAAUCCAAUAAAUGAGAAAGCCUUCAUUUGCAACUACAAGGAGCACUGGUUUACUAUACGCAAACUUGGACAACAGUGGUUUAACCUGAAUUCACUGUUGACUGGACCAGAGUUGAUAUCAGACACCUAUCUAGCCCUUUUCCUUGCACAGUUACAACAAGAAGGUUAUUCCAUAUUUGUGAUCCGAGGCAACCUGCCUGAGUGUGAAGCAGAGCAGAUUCUUGGGAUCAUGAGGGUGCAGCAGCAGCAGCGACCAAGGCUUAUUGGAGAGGAUGAAUCUCAGACAAGUGCAGGCAGGUCAGCAGCUCUGAACCAGGCAGAGAUGGCCUUUGGUGUGGAGGAUGAGGUUGUGGAUGAAGAUGAUGAGCUGAAGAGAGCUCUGGCCCUCAGCCGACAGGACAUCGAUGUGGAGGAUGAAGAAGCUGAUCUACGCAGGGCCAUACAGCUUAGCAUGCAAGGAGCAGUGAUGAGCAACAAGUCUUCAGAGUCUGAAAUGGGAAAUGUGAAAUCAGGGAGCCAGGCAGGAGGGAGCACUGCAGGAGGACAAAAAGAAGGCCAGAAUGAGGCGCUCACAGCUGAGGAACUGCGGAAGAGGAGACAAGCCUAUUUUGAUCGGCAGCAGCAACAAGCUCAGCCGAACAUUCCUCAGCAACCUGACACAAAAUCAACAGGUGGCUUAGGCUCAGUAAACACUGGCGCUGAAGAGGACCAACAACAAAAGCCCGGCCAGUGAAGAUGUGCGAGGUUUGCCUAUGUUGUUUACCAGCUGCCUGGAUUGGCAACCCCACACAGGGGUAGCUUUGCUCCUUCCUCUAACCUUUUGCACAUGCGAACAUAAGGACCGUCAGAAGGCUGACAUGUUUCCCCUGGUUAGUUCGCUGACAGGCUAUAGAGAAGAGAACAACGACAAAGAAAAGGCAGCAGUUAGUCCAAUCUAACUCAGUGAGACACUGACGCUGGGAAAAGGGUGACCACAGAACUCAUGAUGCAGUUAAUCCAAGUUUGCAAUUGCCUUUUUACCAUGGCGCCUUCUAUUUCUAUUGUAUACUGUUUUUUUUUUUAUUCUCAUUUUUUUUUUCUCUGGAAGAGAUAGAAAGGAAUCCUCAGCAUACAAAAGGUGUGUUUACUUGUUUGGAGGUGAAUACAUGCAGAGAUGGGUGUUCUGUGAAAGCCAUAGGAGACCAAUGUUAAGACUACAGAUACAAGUUUAAUAGAUAAUGACAGAGCCCAGUACCUUUACAUUGAAUUUGAAUUUGUAGGACAUAAGGGGGCUCUCACACUCGCCCCACCAGAACACCAGUGUAGUACUGAAAUAUCUUUUAGCCAGCAGCACUAACGUGUAGGUCAUUUAUUCUCGACCUCAUCGCUCAUUUUUCUUGCAGACGUCUAGGAGUGAACUCCCAAAGUAUUUAGACAACAGCAUAUUUGUGAUGUUGUGGCUUUGUUAUUACCUUUAAGUGUAGGCAUAAUGAAAUGUAAGAUACACAGCUCACAAACAGUUAAUUUAAGAGUGUUUUGUCCAUUUUGGUUGGACUGAACAAAAUCAUUCUAUAGAGCUAUUUGCUGAAGCUAAGAUGCUUUUGACUGAUGCAUAUUUUUCAUAUCUUGUCCAGAGUAAGUUGACAUGUAAAGGGGAACAAAGACACCAUGAAACUGCAGCUGAUAGAUAAAUACAUAGUUCAUUUUUCCAGUACAGUAUGAGCACUUAAUACCAAAAAAAAAUCUGAUAUGUCCAACCUGCCUACCUAGGAUGUGACUUUAUCUGUUGUUUCUCCUCAUCAGUAUUUGUCAUGAUCUAUGUAGGGAAUUCAAUAUAAAGAAAACAUUGUUAAAAUGAUGAUUCUUCCUUUGACGUACCUUCACAAACAGUUUUACCCUCAAAUUCUUUUUUUUAAUCACACAGAUUUGACUUAUCCUGUAUUCCCAUGAUCCUGAAAACGAUGUUGUACACAUUAGUUGUACAAAUAUUAUUUAAUUUGCACUGAGGUUUUCAUGGUUCACAGCUAUGGAAGCCGUUUGCUUAUUGACAACCUAUGGAAUAAACAGUAAAACAGUGAGAAUGAAGGGCAACAUCUACUUAACCUCGUAAUUUGUAUGAUUUAAAAACCCCAAGACUGAAACAAAGCAUCAAAAAAUGUGUCACCGUGCAUUUACUUUGAAGAGUAUGCUGUUGCUGGUUUUUGUUUGUUUAAAUCUCUUGUUGAAAUUUUUUUCCCCCUACAACCCUCUGUUCAGUCCUGAAAACCAAAAUCACGCUGCAACACACAAUGUUGAUGAAUAGACCACAUCACAGCAUUAAAACCGUUAAGUUUGUUUACAGUUGUUAUGUUUUCUGGAACCAAUGACUGUUCAGCAUGGAUAUAUGUUGAUGCCUCCUCAAAAGUGUUGGAUGUCAUGCAAAGCUUGACUUCUUGUGCUGGAUGAUUUCCAAGAAAAUUCCUUUAUUGUUUUCAUUUCCUUUGGAUCUGUUAGGCUUUUUUUCUAUUUAAAAUGCACUUGCAAAAGAGUAUAAAAUGUUGGUAGUUGGGUUUUUAUCAUUUGCAUUAUUUUCACUCACCACAUUCUUACAAUGAGUACUCUUUUUUCAUGUUACCAUAGAACAUUCUUUAUUUUAAAGCAACAGUGUUUAAGAUUUAGGGGGAUUAAGUGACAUCUUGUUGAGGAGGUUUUUUACCAGGAGCUGAAUUAUCCACAGAGGUCUCCUCCUCCCCAAAACAAACAGACCCAGUAGACAUUAAAAAAUCAGCAUUUUUACGAGGCUCUUGUUGUGGAGGGGCUGCUAUCUACGGUGCCUAACGCGAAAAUGCAAAUGGACCUAUGUAGAGGCAGGGUUUGGUUGUCCAUUCGGGGCUACCAUAGAAACAUGACUUUGCAACCUGGCAAUCUUUGUAGAUGAGGAUCCCUUCUCUAUGUAGAUAUAAAUGGCUCAUUCUAAGGUAGCAAAAACACAGUGAUUCUUGUUUUCAGGUGAUUACACACUAAAGAUAACAUACUUAUGCCAUUUCUGCCAAUAUAUCCCCCUAAAUCCUACACACCAGAUCUGUAAUACAGAGAUUCCCAAACCUCUCCUGGAGCACCCCAUGCCCUGUAUGUUUUAGACCUCACUGCUCCAACACAGCUGAUUCAAAUUAUCAACUCGUUAUGACCUCCUGAAGCUGCUCGACAGCAAUCUGACCAUUAAAAUCAGGAAUCAGUUGGAGCAGUGAGAGAUCUUAGGUAUUCAGAACAAGGGGUACUCCAGAAAAGGUUCUUAGGAACGACUGAGUUAAUGUAUUAGUUCUUGUUCCAGGAUUAAAGUGACAUUCACUCCUC